AUGACGCCAAGCAAAGAACCAAGACUAGGGAUGGAUGAAUCACAAAAAGAAACGAAGACACUGCAAAAGUCUCCAAUUGACCUUUUGUCUAUCCUACGACCGCCUUCACCAGAAAAGCGACCUGCAAUCCGCAGUCCACCUCUGACGCUUUCAAAUCCGGCAAUGGUUGCUAAACAUUCACCAUGUACUCUUCAUCACUCAAUAUUGCCGCCUAGACUUGCUUGUGAUCUAUUCUAUACAAUGCUGCACGCCGCACAGGGCUGGUCCCGCAACAAAUGGUGGCUUUUUGAUCGACUCGUUGAGUCCCCUCAUCGGACAUCAUUCUUUGCUCGAUUAGAAGGAUUUGAUAUAGAAGGAGAUCCGGGGGAGACAUGGAAGGAGGCAGCGCAAUUCUGGUACAAUGGUCGGAAGACUGACUCCCCACAUCCUUUCCCAGAGGAGAUGGAAGAGGCGUGUAAAUACGUCGAAAAGGUGGUGAAUGAGGAGCUUAAGAAACGUGAUCGAUUUUCUCUGGAAUGGGGUGGAAGCUCAGGCAAAGAUGGAUAUAUGUGGCGCGCCAACGUCGCUGCCUCAAACUGUUAUGAGGGUGCGAAGGAGAGCGUUGGCUUCCACUCGGACCAAUUGACGUAUCUGGGCCCUUACCCGACAAUAGCAUCUCUCAGCCUCGGGACUACAAGAACAUUUCGCCUGCGCGAGGUGAUACCCAGUUCAGAAUCAAAUGAACGUCAAGCACAGACCUUCAAUAUACCCCUUCCGCACAACUCUCUCAUCAUCAUGCAUGCCUCAACACAGGAACGCUUCAAGCAUUGUGUUCCACCACAGCCUACUAUUGACGUCUUUCAUCCCCAGUUUCCUCGACAAUCGGUCCCUGGCUCCUCAUCCUCUGCUCCCAGUGAUGAUAUCCGGAGUUCGAACUGCCGCAUCAACAUUACUUUCCGUUUCUAUCGCCCGGAUUUUGUUCCUUCAACGAUCCCACGAUGUAAGUGUGGACUGCCGUGUGUUUUACGUCCAGACAUGAAAGGCCGUCUCGACGAACGGGACGCCACUACCAAAGGUCUCGAGUCUAAAGGGGUCGAUCAUAAGGACACGGGGGACAAGAGGUCGUCUACCAAAGACGCAAAACAUAACAUCAGAUAUUGGUGGAACUGUUAUGCUGGUGCUCAGAAUGAGGGGAAGGGUUGUGGUAUGUGGAAAGUGAUGGACGUUAAUGCUGAAGGGAGAGGGCCUUUUGUGGGCGAUUGCAAGUCGCAUAUGGAUGAAGGUCAAAGCUAG
This is a messenger RNA of Fomitiporia mediterranea MF3/22, 1272 nucleotides long. RefSeq lists its product as uncharacterized. Bases 1 to 1272 code for a protein of 423 amino acids. Gene Ontology annotation, cellular component: nucleus. NCBI's taxonomy places the organism in Eukaryota, Fungi, Basidiomycota, Agaricomycetes, Hymenochaetales, Hymenochaetaceae. The record is from RefSeq and is a predicted model, not a curated record. The transcript is spliced from 5 exons. Gene Ontology annotation, molecular function: dioxygenase activity. Gene Ontology annotation, biological process: DNA repair; DNA alkylation repair.